AUGGUGGCCCUGUUUGAUGUCACUAGUUUACUACAACAUUUCUUUGCUGUUCCUUUGGUGAUCCACCCAAGCACAUCCAAAAUACUCUUACCAACACCAAAAGAUGUUAUUCCAGCUCUCACAAGUGUCUCUGAUUUGGAUUACCUGGACUGGAAUUCUCAUUCAUUCUUGCAAGAGGAUCAAAAAUUCAUGUCAUUGACCAUCAAGACUCAAUUCCAGAUCAAUUCCAUUCAACAAAAACAUGAGGAGCUUGCUGAUGUCAUUGCAGAUGUUCCAGGUCAUUUUAAAUCACACCCAAAAACAAACGCAAUGGCUAUCAAAGAAUCUGAAAGGCUUGGACUCAUACGCAAGUCCAACAAUAUUCAACUCAAGCUCAGGCUCCCCAACCCAGAUUCUUUCACUAUGCAAGAUUCUUCUGACACUGUUGCUUCCUAUUGGUGUCAUUAA
Messenger RNA from Melampsora larici-populina 98AG31, 447 nucleotides. RefSeq lists its product as uncharacterized. The transcript is spliced from 2 exons. The coding region runs from base 1 to 447 and encodes 148 amino acids. Lineage: Eukaryota; Fungi; Basidiomycota; Pucciniomycetes; Pucciniales; Melampsoraceae. The record is from RefSeq and is a predicted model, not a curated record.